Molecule: messenger RNA, 4331 nt
Organism: Exophiala xenobiotica
Lineage: Eukaryota; Fungi; Ascomycota; Eurotiomycetes; Chaetothyriales; Herpotrichiellaceae
Exons: 2
Coding region: 358-3834 (1158 amino acids)
Biological process (GO): actin cortical patch assembly; regulation of actin filament polymerization
Cellular component (GO): nucleus
Molecular function (GO): protein-macromolecule adaptor activity; cytoskeletal protein binding; ubiquitin binding
Source: RefSeq, a predicted model, not a curated record
AUCAACACGCGGCACUCGGGCGACGACGAGCAGCUGUUCCUCACGAAGUUUGCAUGACAUACUGAUCCUUCCCAUCAUUUUGUAUACAUCUUAAUUCCCCAUCACCCUUGAACAGAGGAUCGCCCAACCAGCCAGACGCCAACCAGACGACUACCUCAUCGAUUAUUCGUCACUCGACCCAGUGUUUGGCCCAAGACAUCUUACGGCACUGCUCGCUUAGGCGAAACACCCAACUUGCAACUUGCGCUCCUUCAUUUCCUCAGCGUCCACUCGCCGUGUUACAGCUGAUGGCUUUUGCCUUAUAACCUCAUCCUCUACUGCCAGCUCGCCUCGACCGCAUCCGUCUCCAUACCCACUAUGGGCUUCGUGGCAGUAUGCACUGCAAUCUACGAUUACCAACCACAGAGCACCGGUGAACUCGAGAUCAAGGAAGGCGAACUUCUCUACAUCCUUGAAAAGAGCACCGAAGAUGAUUGGUGGAGGGCGAAAAAGAAGGCUGCAGCAGACGAUGAAGAUGAGCCCGAAGGCUUGAUCCCCAGCAACUACGUUGAGAGCGCGAAGCCAACCCAUACUGCAAAAGCCCUCUACGACUAUACUCGCCAAACCGACGAGGAGGUUUCGUUGACAGAGGAUGCUACGCUCGAUGUCUACGAUACCUCAGAUCCCGACUGGACUCUGGUAGGUAUAGGUGAUGAUUUCGGCUUUGCCCCUACAAAUUACAUCGAGAUCUCGGACGCUGCACGAGCGUCUCCGACGAUACCUUCCAGCAGACAGUCCGCCCCUGUCGCGCUCGAACCAGAAGCGCCUACAAGUCCGGUCUCUCCGGCGAGGUCGGUUGACAGUCCUGCAGCCAACCUAGCACGGGUCCUUGGAGGUCAAGCUCCCACUUCACCAACCGCAGCCCGACCAAUACCUUCUCCUCCUCGUGUACAAUUCACUCCAGAGGCAUCUGAUGACGAAGAAUCAGCACCAGCCCUGCCUCAAAGACCUCCAUCGCAGUCGAUCCCAGCUCCAAUCUCGUACUCAGAGCACGAUGACGAAGCCUUGGGCGUCCUCCCCUCUCCACCUUACAAUCGAGCUAUCGGAAGACCCGACGACGAAGAUGCGCCCAUUCGAUCCCCUGGUGGAUAUCAUCUGUAUAAUAUCAACGAGAUGGUCUCUGCGAUGGGACGAAGGCGGAAGAUGCCCACAACACUAGGCAUUAACAUUGCCACUGGCACAAUCAUGGUGUCUCCCGAGAAGUCAAGGGAUGGACCUGCGCAAGAGUGGACAGCCGAUAAAAUGACACAUUACUCUAUCGAAGGCAAGCAUGUUUUCCUCGAGCUGGUCAGGCCAAGUAAGAGCCUAGAUCUACAUGCAGGCGCCAAGGAUACAGCCGAGGAGAUUGUCCGGGCUUUGGGAGAGAUUGCCGGGGCCCAUCGGGCAGAGGACAGCAUCCGAGAUGUCAUAGAGGCGGCGGCUGGUGGUGGAAGCCAGAAAAAAGGACAAGUACUUUAUGACUUUAUGGCUCAGGGUGAAGAUGAAGUCACAGUCGGCGUCGGAGACGAAGUCAUCAUUUUGGACGAUACAAAGUCGGAAGAAUGGUGGAACGUAAGACGCCUGAAAAAUGGCAAAGAAGGUGUCGUGCCAAGCAGCUACAUCGAGGUUACUGGGUUUGUUAAUAUCGAGCCGCCCUCGCGAAGCGGGCUGAAUGCUGGCCUGUCGACAGUAGAGCAGAACCGGCUUGAAGAGGAAAGGCUUGCGAAGGAGGCAGCAAGAGCAGAUAGAGCUCGUCAACAAGUCGACCAGACCAGGUCACGCGGUGAGGUUGGACCGGGGAUGCAGCUUCCACAGCGCGGUAGCAGCCUUGCAGAUGAUCAAACGAGCCGAAGAGAUCGGAGAGAAAAGGACGAUCGAAAGAAACGAUCCAAACCAGAUGCUGCGAAGGUCAGGACAUGGACAGACCACUCCGGCACAUUCAAAGUUGAAGCUCAGUUCUUGGGGGUGGCAGAGGGUAAGAUACAUCUGCACAAGGUCAACGGGGUCAAGAUCGCCGUUCCCGUAACGAAGAUGUCGCCAGAAGACCUUGCAUACGUCGAAAAGGUAACGAACGAAUCGAUCGAGGAGCACAUUCCAGUGGCUGAUUUGAUCAAGAUGAGACGCCGAAGCCAGCAGUCAUCCGAGCAAUCGAAACAUCGAAGUGGUGCUUCUAUCGAGCACCGAGCACCAGAACAACCUAAGGUACCCGACUAUGACUGGUUUGACUUCUUCCUAAAAGCUGGUGUUGGUCCACAUCAGUGCGAACGGUAUUCCCAAGCGAUGAUUCGAGACUCCAUGGACGAAACUGUGCUCCCUGACAUCACGGCCGACACUUUACGAACACUUGGUCUCAAGGAAGGCGAUACGCUCAAGGUCAUGAAAUACCUGGAUCAGAGGUUCGGACGAACUCGAUCUGCCAGUGUCAAUGGGACCAAUGGGGAAACCACUGCAGGAGGAAUUUUCUCGGGCCCUGGUGGAGCCUUACACAACAACACUCGAAGAGGCAGACCUGAAGCGAACCGGCAGACAACAGAUGUUGUGGAUCCAGACGCUUUCACGAACAAAGAAAGCGACAGGCCAAGCGAUGCAAAAGCCACGCCUCUUACGGAAGCACCUCCCAGGAAACCUGAAGGGGGGUUUGAAGAUGAUGCAUGGACGGUGAAGCAGCCGACACAGACCGCUGCACCACCAGCUCCAAAACCUCCUACGGGCGCGAUCAGAGAUCUCUCCUUGCUGGAUGCUCCUCUGGUCCCGACUCCAGCUCAGCCUUCUACACCCGCGGUAAGCCAACCGCCACCCGCCCCUGCGCAGCCUCAACCACCGACUGUACAACCGCCUCCGGCAACAACCCCAGCUCAGCAGCCGCAACAAACCGGCGCGAACCCGCAAUUCUUCUCACAGCUCAACCAGCAACAGACGGGUAUACCAACUCAGCAAACGGGCUUCCAGCCGCAGCAAUUCAACCCGCCUCGCCAAAGACCCGCAGCACCACAGCAAAGCUUCACAGGCGCUGGUCUUCUGCCACCGCCUCCACGGCCGACAUCUGCACCUCAAAAUCCGCAGCAAAACCAAUUUGGCCUCCAGCCUCUGCAGCCGCAGCUCACAGGCAUACCGGUCACCUCUGCUAUGCAAGCCCCUCCUGGCCAGAGCCUGAACGACCUCACGCAGCAAAGGUUGCAACAACAAUACCAGCAGUUCCAAUUGCAAAGCCAGCCCACCGGACUUGGACAAUUCGGUCUUGCUCCACAGCCUACGGGCUUCCAACAACCGCAACCAUUUGGACAAUUCCAACAGCCCUAUAUCAACGGCAAUGCUACCGGAAGUCCAUUCGCGGAUCCUCGUCCAUCAUUCCAACCCCAGCCGACCGGAAUGCCAUUUCAGCAGAGUCCCCCACCCGGCGGUAUCAACUCAAUCCUUCCCCCAGCUAUGCAACCGCAAAGGACCGGCUUUGCUUCGCCGAUGCAACAAACACAGUCAAACGGCUUUGGCCAAGGCCAAGGUAUUCAACCGCAGCAAACAGGAUUUCCUCAAGCGCAGCCGUUGCAAGCUCAAUCUACGGGCUUCCAGCAGCCGCUCCAGUCACAAGCCACUGGUUUUGGUCAACUGCCGCAACCAAAUGGAUUUCAAAGCUUCUCGCCGCCACCUGUGCCUCCGAUCCCUCAACAGCAUAGUAUCGCACCAUUGCAACCACAGCGGACUGGGCCAGCUCCAAAUAUCAAAUUUGGUGUAUCACCAGCUAAGAAGCUGACUCCUCAGCCGACUGGACGGCGGGCGAACCUUGCCAAUGCUACCGCUGAUAAUCCCUUUGGAUUCUGAUUGCUGGCUCUCCUAAGUUAGUAGUAGCAGUCACAGCCCGUUGUUGCCGGCCCGCAAGGCCGUUGUUCUCAACCUUUUGGUCUCUCUUUGCCCUCCUUCGGGACCGACAAUGGUCACUACGAUACAUAGGGCAGCUCUGCAGGAGCCAGUGACAGAUGGCAACCCAUCCAACCGCAGCAUCACAGGAGUUCCAUAUCACCAAUUGAUUGGUAGCUGCUAGGUAGAAGUUUGGCGGCAGCGAAGUAUGGGAGAUUAGCAUGGAGUUCAAGGCUCAGAAGCGAUUUACCUGUCCCUGGGUUGCAGGCCAGGGCUAAGCUCUAUCGUGUGCGUUGCAAGCGGCAUUGAAGCAUUUGUGUUUAUGGAGCGGUUGCGAAGACUUUUUGGAGGCUCCUGUCGACAAUUUGAAGUUAGGGAGUUGAUCCUGGUAUGGACAGAUGCAAGCACGAGUUUGUGAAUAUAUGGCACCCUGAUUUAAUGACAAGUCACUCUUGAACCAA